AUGGCAAUCGUGCAAGACUGGCUCCCAGCGAGUCGUGAGAACUACGAGUGCAUCUUGUACCUAUGGAUUUGGUAUCCUAUCCUGCCGUCCCUGCAAUGGUUCAUGGCAUGGUAUGGCAUGGGCAAGACGUCUGUCGAGAGCCGCUUCAAUAUCCCUGGCCGCAUUGCCUGGUUCACAAUGGAAUGCCCCGGAUUCAUGACUCUACUGUACAUCAUGAAAACCCUCCCAGCCCAGCACGGCAUUGAGGACCUACCAUGGCAGAACCAGGUCCUUGCCGGACUAUUCGUUCUCCACUACAUAUAUCGCGCUGUCAUCUUCCCCAUCAUCCAGCCCUCCAUGUCACCCAUCCACGUCGUCGUGUGGGGUGCAGCCAUUAUGUUCCAGCUUACCAACGCAACUUGCAUCGGCAGCUGGCUCGCGGCGUACGGUCCGAUGACCCAAGCCGAAUGGAAAGCGCAGAACUCGUCGGUUCUGCAGUUCUUCAUCGGACUGGUCAUCUUCUACGUAGGUCUCAUCUCUAAUUACUUUUGUGAUGAGGAGCUGCGGGAAAUCCGCCGCCAAAAACAGCGCCGCCAAGAGAAGCUUGCUCGGGACGGACAGAAGAGCAUCCAGAAGCAUUAUUCAGUCCCUGAGAACGGCCUGUUCAGGUACAUGCUGUACCCGCACUACUUUAUGGAAUGGAUCGAGUGGACGGGCUUCUGGGUUGCGACUGGUUUCUCCUGCACUCCUGCGAGGUGUUUCCUUCUGAAUGAGUUCUUCGCCAUGUUGCCACGUGCUGUCAAUGGAGCGAAAUGGUACAAGGAAAAGUUUGGCGAGGACAAGAUCAAGGGAAAGUGGGUCGUUAUACCUGGUGUUUAG
Molecule: messenger RNA, 858 nt
Organism: Pseudomassariella vexata
Lineage: Eukaryota; Fungi; Ascomycota; Sordariomycetes; Amphisphaeriales; Pseudomassariaceae
Product: 3-oxo-5-alpha-steroid 4-dehydrogenase 2
Exons: 2
Coding region: 1-858 (285 amino acids)
Biological process (GO): steroid metabolic process
Cellular component (GO): membrane
Molecular function (GO): 3-oxo-5-alpha-steroid 4-dehydrogenase activity
Source: RefSeq, a predicted model, not a curated record